Molecule: messenger RNA, 1641 nt
Organism: Marasmius oreades (fairy-ring Marasmius)
Lineage: Eukaryota; Fungi; Basidiomycota; Agaricomycetes; Agaricales; Marasmiaceae
Exons: 3
Coding region: 1-1641 (546 amino acids)
Source: RefSeq, a predicted model, not a curated record
AUGGAGGAACAUUCUGGUGGUCGGCGGCCCAGAACUACUCGUCAACAUUUUCACCCUUACGCUGAGUAUCAGAAUGCGCAUAUUCCCUCUAGCUGGAAAAAGGAAACCACUACAAGUGAUCUGGAAGUCAUGGUCCUCGCCAAUGCAUCUCACGAUCACCUCGUUGCAGCUGGUAAUCCCGCUUAUUUGCAUCUUUUGAAUCAAUACCUUACACUAGAAAACUAUCUUCAAACAGCUCUGUAUUCCCAGCCACGUCAACAGUCCUUGCAGUACAAGCAUCCUAUUAGCAUGCUACAAACACCCUCAACUUCCCCUCCAAGAUAUAUAGAGUCACUGGACCCCGCUGAACCGCUGAACCUUGCGCCCGUCUCGCAUUCUCCUAGUCAUUCUGGACCUGCACUGCCUACUGCUAUCUACCAUCCAUCCACAGCUAAUAACUCUGCUUCAUCAAAAGACCAUUCAUCAGUUGAAUACGAACACUCCAGAUCUGCCCCUUCCCUUCCGAACUCCAAGUCUUCUGCCCACGCACAAGAAAGCCUUUCUUCGCCCAGUCCAUUCACCAAAACAGCCGGAUCGAGACUUUCUUUUACUUCUAAAGCAAAUCCAAAACACUCUGACGCUCCUCCGCAACGACAACAACCUCUCUCAACUUCUCGACGUAAUCCUACGCCGUAUCUCAUCGAUAUGAUGGAAGGAGCCGUCAUCCACUCCCUUGAACAAAACCAUUCUCAUAUCUCCCCUUCAUUCCUAUCUGUUCUGAGUCUCCGUGCUUCUCUCGGAAUGACAGUCUUCCUCAAUGUAUCUGUGCUUAAAGUUCCGUCCGCAGGUGAAGAUAGCAACUACCUCACUCAUCCACCUUUUCCUUUUACUGUCACAGAAGAUCCAGCCACUUGUGAAGUUGUGCUUGGCCGUGACUGGAUCGAUUUUGCUCUUGCGUUCGCCAAAUCUCUCCGGAUUACCUUCGCAUCAAACACCUUCGAGGGGCGUGAGCAGUCCCGACAGAGCGGUGAAUCAUCUCUUCUACCAUCCUACAUAGCAUCGUCCUCGUCAACGCCCCAAGACCAAAAGCCUCCUUCGCCACCCGCCUCUUCCAAACCCUCAAGCAAGGCGAAAUCUGGUUGCUCUGUUUCUAAAACGAACAAGUCCAAACCUUCCAACACAAAGAAACCACCAUCUGAGUCUCUCAACUCGUCGUCCAACUUCCAGACCAAAAAGUACCCUAAUAUCAAGUACUGGCACGAACACGACUUCCGCGCUGCCCUCUUUGAAUCCACUAAAAUAAAGGGCAACCAUUUCCUCGAGGACGAAAACGGAAAACCCAUACCCUGGUCUCAAAAACGAAUGAUUUAUGCCGAAGUGCAUAAGUUUUGGAUUGAUCUUACCAAAAAGACCCAAGCAGAUGUUCCCCGUUUCCGCGCCGUCUCUGCUGAGACCCUGAAUGAAUACACUCAAUGGAUGGAGGAUGCUUUUCCGUUGUUGGCGAUGUGCGAGGGUCAUUGGAAGUCGAAGAGACUUUGGGUCAAUCGUCUUAGUACUUGGAGAUCAAGUCCAGAGGCAAAGGAGUUAUUGCAAAAGAAAGAGGAAGUAAAGACGAAUAAGGACGUUGACGUGGUCAUCCUCGGUGAUGACCCACAGUCAUAG